GCUGGCUCUGAGCUUCAGUCAGUUCAAACAGCAGCACAGGUGAGCAGCCUGAGAACCUCCCUUCUGGCUCCCUGAUUCCAGAAGGGAUCCUGUGUGUAACAAGACUCCUCCAGCUCAGCAGGGAGCCCAGGAUGUCUCUGAAGGCUGUGGUCCUGACCCUGGCCCUGGUGGCUAUCACUGGUGCUCAGGCUGAGGUCAGUGCCGACCAGGUGGCCACUGUGGUGUGGAACUAUUUCAACGAGCUGAGCAGCAAUGCCAAGGAGGCUGUGGAACAUUUCCAGAAGUCUGAGCUCACCCAGCAGCUCAACUCCCUCUUCCAGGAAAAACUUGGGGAAGUGAAUGACUACGCGGCUGACCUGCAGAAGAAGCUGGUGCCCUUCGUCACAGAUCUGCACGAACGCCUGACCAAGGACUCUGAGAAGCUGAAGGAGGAGAUUCGGAAGGAGCUGGAGGAGCUGCGGGCGCAGCUGCUGCCCCAUGCCGACGAGGUGAGCCAGAAGAUUGGGGACAACGUCCGCGGGCUGCAGCAGCGCCUGGGGCCCUACGCAGAUGAGCUGCGCACCAAGGUCAACACACAGGCUGAGCACCUGCGGAGCCAGCUGACUCCCUACGCGCAGCGAAUGGAGACUGUGCUACGUGAGAAUGCGGGCAACUUGCACACCUCGAUGACACCCUUCCUCGAUGAGCUCAAGGUCAAGAUCGACCAGAACAUGGAGGAACUCAAGGGGCACCUCACGCCCUACACGGACGAGCUCAAGGUCAAGAUCGACCAGAACAUGGAGGAGCUGCGCCGCAGCCUGGCUCCCUAUGCGCAGGACGUCCAGGAGAAGCUCAACCGCCAGCUGGAGGGCGUGGCCUUUCAGAUGAAGAAGAACGUAGAGGGGCUGAAGGCAAAGAUGUCGGCAGAUGUGGAGGAGCUGCGGCGGAGGCUGGUGCCCGUGACCGAGGACCUGCGUGGCAAGCUGAGCGGCAAUACCGAGGGGGUGCAGAAGUCACUGGCCCAGCUGAGCAGCAGCCUGGAGCGGCAGGUGGAAGAAUUCCGCCGCGCUGUGGGGUCCUAUGGGGAGAACUUCAACAAAGCCUUGGUGCAGCAGGUGCAGGAGCUCAAGCAGAAGCUUGGUCCCCAGUCGAGGGAUGUGGAAGACCACUUGAGCUUUCUGGAGAAGGAUCUGAGGGACAGGGUCAACUCCUUCUUUAGCACCCUCAAGGAGAAAGAGAGCCAGGACAAGCCCCUGGCACUCCCAGAGCAGGAGCUGACAGUGGCCCUGGCAGAGAGCUGAGCUGCCCCUGGUGCUCCAACCCCAUCACUGACACCUGUCCCACCACCUGUCUGUGUCCCAAAGCAAUUCUUCUACGUGCUUGAGGAUACAUGUCCUGUGGCAAGUGACACUAUCUCUUGCUACUCAAUAAAACUGCUGAGAAACUAA
Artibeus jamaicensis (Jamaican fruit-eating bat) is the source of this 1427-nucleotide messenger RNA. It is a transcript of the gene APOA4, whose product is annotated as apolipoprotein A4. The transcript is spliced from 3 exons. Gene Ontology annotation, molecular function: cholesterol binding; phospholipid binding; phosphatidylcholine-sterol O-acyltransferase activator activity. Gene Ontology annotation, biological process: triglyceride homeostasis; positive regulation of lipid biosynthetic process; cholesterol homeostasis. The coding region runs from base 132 to 1280 and encodes 382 amino acids. NCBI's taxonomy places the organism in Eukaryota, Metazoa, Chordata, Mammalia, Chiroptera, Phyllostomidae. Gene Ontology annotation, cellular component: extracellular region; chylomicron; blood microparticle. The record is from RefSeq and is a predicted model, not a curated record.